UCACUCACUCACUCACUGUCACCGAGUCUGUGAGUACAGUUCCACAGAGCAUGGCACUAAACGGUGACCGUUAGAUCUCCGAUCACGGGAAGUGGAGGUGCACCCCUCUGCACCCGAUCUAGAUCGCCACUCCAAUGGCGUGCUCGUGAAUCCACCCAACCAUGGUGUCCACUCUCUUACUACAAUAGACUACACCCAUCCCAUACAUACAUACAUACAUAUACACUCACACUCCAUUCUCGCUUUUCUCUUCUUCUUCUUCUUCUUCUUGUUGCCGACGAUUCUUUGCUUCUUCUGCUUCUUGUUAUCACUUUAUUCUGCGCCGCAAUGUCCGCGAUAUGAAUCUUCUAAUCUCCUUUUUACAGUUGUAGCUUGCUCUUCUGCUUCGAUCAUCAUACAGUCUGUCACAUUGAUCUCAAGCUUAAACUAUUCAACUUGGGAACUCCAAUAAUUUGAAAAAUGAGGUUGGUGGAGUUUUGGUGUAUAUUUAUAAUAAUUAUAUUGGCUAAUAUUCUUGAACCUGGGAAGGCAGAGGUUUAUAUAGUAACCGUUGAAGGUGAGCCUAUCAUAAGUUACACCGGCGGUAUCGAUGGGUUUGAAGCUACUGCUGUGGAAUCUGAUGAGAAGAUCGAUACCACAAGUGAAUUGGUCACUUCUUAUGCACGCCACCUUGAGAAAAGACAUGAUAUGCUACUUGAAAUGUUGUUUGAUACUGGGACGUACACAAAACUCUAUAGCUAUCGACAUCUUAUAAAUGGGUUUGCUGUGCAUCUUUCCCCAGAGCAGGCAGAAACUCUUAGACAUGCUCCUGGUGUUAAAUCUGUUGUGAGGGACUGGAAAGUGAAGAGACUUACAACACAUACCCCACAAUUUUUGGGGCUUCCAACUGGAGUGUGGCCGACAGGAGGUGGCUAUGAUCGAGCCGGAGAAAACAUAGUGAUCGGAUUUGUGGACUCUGGGAUAUAUCCUCACCAUCCCAGCUUUGUCACUUAUAAUACUGAACCAUAUGGGCCACUUCCAACGUAUAGAGGAAAAUGUGAAGUUGACCCGGAGACUAAGAGAAGUUUCUGUAAUGGGAAGAUUAUAGGAGCACAGCAUUUUGCUCAAGCUGCAAUAGCUGCUGGGGCAUUUAACCCUAUAGUUGAUUUUGCUUCUCCUUUGGACGGAGAUGGGCAUGGAAGUCAUACUGCCUCUAUUGCGGCUGGAAGAAAUGGAAUUCCUGUGAGGAUGCAUGGACAUGAAUUUGGGAAAGCAAGUGGAAUGGCUCCUCGUGCCAGGAUUGCUGUGUACAAAGCACUCUAUAGACUCUUUGGAGGUUUCAUUGCAGAUGUAGUUGCUGCAAUUGAUCAGGCUGUACAUGAUGGGGUGGAUAUACUCAGCCUUUCUGUUGGACCCAACAGUCCUCCAGCAACCACCAAAACCACUUAUUUAAACCCAUUUGAUGCUACACUUCUUGGAGCUGUGAAAGCUGGUGUCUUUGUUGCACAGGCUGCCGGAAACGGUGGCCCCUUUCCUAAGACUUUAGUUUCGUAUAGUCCAUGGAUAGCAUCCGUAGCUGCAGCAAUUGAUGAUCGUAGAUAUAAAAAUCAUCUGACUCUUGGAGAUGGUAAAAUCUUGGCUGGAAUUGGUCUAUCACCUUCUACACAUUUUAACCAAUCAUACACAUUGGUUGCUGCGAAUGAUGUUGUGCUAGACUCGUCAGUUAUGAAGUACAAUCCCACGGAUUGCCAGAGACCUGAACUUCUAAACAAGAACUUGAUAAAGGGGAACAUUCUUCUUUGUGGUUAUUCUUUCAACUUUGUAGUUGGUUCUCGCAGAUGUCAGCAAGUCAAAGGUACUUGACUUGUCUUUGCUUAUAUAUUUAUUUUGGGGCGGACCAAAUAUAUGACUGCUGCCCUUCUCCAUCUGUUUAAGUUAUUCCACAAUCAGGAACUAAUAGAUUAUUAUAAAAUCUCCACUCCAAGAGACUGGACUGGAAGGGUGAAGAGUUUCAAAGGUAUUGGAAAAAUUGGGGAUGGUUUGAUGCCUAUUCUUCAUAAGUCUGCACCACAGGUGGCUUUAUUCUCUGCAAGAGGACCAAAUAUAAAGGACUUUAAUUUCCAAGAGGCAGAUCUUCUCAAGCCAGAUAUAUUGGCACCGGGAUCAUUAAUUUGGGGUGCUUGGUCUCUAAAUGGAACUGAUGAACCAAAUUAUAUGGGAGAGGGAUUUGCCAUGAUAUCUGGAACUAGCAUGGCUGCUCCACAUAUAGCUGGCAUUGCGGCUCUCAUAAAGCAGAAACAUCCACAUUGGAGCCCUGCCGCAAUCAAAUCAGCCUUGAUGACGACAUCAACAACUCUAGACAGAGCAGGAAAUCCUAUUCUAGCACAGCAAUAUUCUGAAACACAGGCGAUGAAGCUAGUAAAAGCUACUCCUUUUGAUUAUGGGAGUGGACAUGUUAAUCCAAGAGAUGCUUUGGACCCUGGACUAAUCUUUGAUGCAGGAUACAAUGAUUAUCUAGGGUUCUUGUGCACAACACCCGGCAUCGACAUUCAUGAGAUAAAGAAUUAUACAAACACACCAUGCAACAACACAAUGGGCAACCCAGCAAAUCUAAACAGUCCUUCCGUUACAGUUUCCCAUCUAGUAAGAACUCGAGUUGUCACCCGAACCGUCACAAAUGUUGCAGGGGAAGAAGAAACAUAUGUGAAUACAGCUAGAAUGGACCCUGCAGUUGCCAUUGAAGUCAAUCCUCCAGCAAUGACCAUCAGACCAGGCGCAUCGCGUAAGUUUACCGUGACACUAACGGUUCGGUCAGUGACCGGAACCUAUAGCUUUGGUGAGGUUUUGAUGAAAGGGAGCAGAGGUCACAAGGUGAGGAUCCCUGUUCUGGCCAAUGGAUACUCAAGAUAGCUUAAUUUGGUCUCAAAGCUAUGUUUGUAAUAUUCUUUGUAACUUGUGGAGAAAUAAGGUAUGUCCUUUAAGAUUUAUUCAUAUGUGAUAUUGAAUAUAUAGGUUGUAAACUGUAAAGGAAGCAAGUGUAAAAGGCGGAGAGACUCAAGAUAUAAAGUUUUGCUACUGUUCUCAUUCUCAAGUGCUUUCUUGAGAAGCUGCUUUGUGAAA
Arachis duranensis is the source of this 3099-nucleotide messenger RNA. RefSeq names its product subtilisin-like protease SBT2.6. Gene Ontology annotation, molecular function: serine-type endopeptidase activity. The record is from RefSeq and is a predicted model, not a curated record. Gene Ontology annotation, biological process: proteolysis. Lineage: Eukaryota; Viridiplantae; Streptophyta; Magnoliopsida; Fabales; Fabaceae. The transcript has 11 exons.